Molecule: messenger RNA, 5407 nt
Organism: Neodiprion virginianus
Lineage: Eukaryota; Metazoa; Arthropoda; Insecta; Hymenoptera; Diprionidae
Gene: Vha100-2
Product: V-type proton ATPase 116 kDa subunit a1-like
Exons: 14
Coding region: 752-3340 (862 amino acids)
Biological process (GO): vacuolar acidification; proton transmembrane transport
Cellular component (GO): vacuolar proton-transporting V-type ATPase complex; vacuolar proton-transporting V-type ATPase, V0 domain; plasma membrane
Molecular function (GO): proton-transporting ATPase activity, rotational mechanism; ATPase binding
Source: RefSeq, a predicted model, not a curated record
GCCAGUUGCCGUUCACACUCAUCGGUGGCUGGUAUUCGUCGGUGGACACGGCGGAUCUUUUCGUUGUGUUUGAGCAGCUGGCCGAGUGGUCAGUGGUCAACGGGAUCCGUUAUAAUCCUCUUUUAUUUUUUACCUAUCUGUCAGACGGUGACUGCGUCGCUGCGGGCACUGACGGCCAACAUACGCCAAAACCCCAUCUCCAAGGUGCGAAUUAAUACAAGAGCGACCACCCUGAACACAGCCGGCUGUCAAGGGCUCGGAAAGCUUCCGGGGUCGCCGGAAUAAAGAACGCAACCUAACCUAACCUAACCUUGGGACUUACAGCGGUUGACAAGCGAGCCGCGAAUCCAGCAGGGGCGAAUCACGUUUCGCUGACAACGUCGACGGAUGUCCGACAGAAAUAAUCCUAUUCCGUCUGGAUCUUAGCUCUUUUUACGCUGCAGAUCAUACAUUGUUCAAGAUUCCUCGAGUGUCUGUUUAGUGACGCACGGAGUGCAGUGUGCCGGGGUGAUAUAGCACUUGAGUUACAAAGUUCAAAUUUCGAACCUGGAACUAACGACUGUCGACCCGGGACUGCAGAGCCGAUAGUGCUGACCUGUUUUACGCGGAAUCCUGCUAAGUGCCUCGCGAUGCGACUUCAGGUAUCAGGAGUGCCAGUUGAUCAUCGAAUGUCUUGAUUCUUGCAACGUGAGGGAUGCAGGAGCACCGACCGAAGCUGAAGUAGAGGUGAAAUAUAUUCGGCAACGGCAGGAUGGGGGCGAUGUUUCGUAGCGAGGAGAUGGCGCUUUGCCAGCUGUUCAUUCAGCCCGAAGCUGCCUAUCUCUCUGUUUCCGAACUCGGCGAAACUGGGACGGUGCAGUUCCGCGACUUGAACGCAGAGGUGAAUUCCUUCCAACGUAAGUUCGUGAACGAAGUGAGAAGAUGCGACGAAAUGGAGAGAAAGCUGCGUUACAUCGAGGCCGAGGUGAAGAAGGACAACGUGCCAACACAGGAUCAUCUUCUGGAGUUGCCACGAGCUCCGAAUCCGCGCGAAAUCAUAGACCUCGAGGCUCAUCUGGAUAAGACGGAGAACGACAUCCUGGAGCUAAGCCAGAAUGCUGUGAACCUGAAGAGCAACUACCUCGAGCUCACAGAGCUGCGCCACGUACUGGAGAAGACUCAAAUUUUUUUUACCGAGGUAGGUGGUGGUCUGCACUCCCAGGUUUCAUUGGAUUCUAACAUCUCUUCUUGUCAACAGGAAGAGGUCAACGACUCGAUCACCAGGGCGCUAAUAAACGAGGAAGCAAAUGCUGUCCAUCCGACAGCAGGUACCAGGGGACGUCUCGAGUUCGUCGCAGGAGUCAUUAAUCGAGAACGUGUUCCAGCAUUCGAACGAAUGUUGUGGCGUAUUUCCCGCGGUAACGUUUUUCUACGGCAAAAUGAACUUGAUAAGCCAUUAGAGGACCCGAGUACCGGAAACGCGAUUUACAAGACGGUCUUCGUUGCUUUCUUCCAAGGAGAGCAGCUGAAAUCUCGAAUAAAAAAAGUGUGCAAUGGAUUCCAUGCUUCUUUGUAUCCAUGUCCCAACAGUCACGGCGAACGUCAAGAUAUGGUCAAAGGUGUCCGAACUCGUCUUGAAGAUCUCAACUUGGUCCUGAACCAAACUCAAGAUCAUCGCCAACGCGUACUGCAUAAUGUCGCCAAGGAAUUGCCAAACUGGAGCAUCAUGGUUCGCAAAAUGAAGGCGAUAUAUCAUACGCUGAAUCUUUUUAACAUGGAUGUGUCCAAAAAAUGUUUAAUUGGUGAAUGCUGGGUUCCGGUACAAGAUUUGACCAUCGUUCAGAAUUGUCUCACCGAAGGAUCGCGCCUAUGUGGAAGCUCCAUUCCGUCAUUCCUGAAUGUAAUUCACACUGAUGAAGACCCUCCAACCUUCAAUCGCACUAACAAAUUCACUCGAGGCUUCCAAAACUUGAUUGACGCGUACGGAGUAGCUUCGUACCGUGAGGCCAACCCAGCUCUGUACACCAUCAUAACAUUCCCUUUCUUGUUCGGCAUUAUGUUUGGUGAUGCUGGGCACGGUCUAAUUCUGACGCUUUUUGGAGCAUAUAUGAUCAUAUGCGAAAAGCAGCUGAUCGCCAAGAGAAUCGACAAUGAAAUCUGGAAUAUAUUCUUCGGUGGUCGGUACAUCAUACUUCUUAUGGGUCUCUUUUCUAUCUAUACCGGCGUUAUAUACAAUGACGUAUUUUCCAAGUCCGUAAAUAUAUUCGGGUCCAGUUGGGAGAACCCUUACGAUUACGAAACGCUUACUGAAGAGGAGACCCACCAGUUGGACCCUAUAAGCGCUUUCAAGGACUCUCCAUACCCGCUGGGCUUGGACCCAGCAUGGCAACUUGGUGAAAACAAAAUCAUCUUCUUGAACUCGUACAAGAUGAAGCUAUCCAUUGUUAUUGGCGUUGUGCACAUGAUCUUCGGUGUCUGCUGCAGUAUCAUAAACUAUGUCCACUUCAAGAAAUACGCUAGUAUAUUGUUGGAGUUCUUGCCACAGCUAGUGUUCCUUAUGCUGCUCUUCUUUUAUAUGGUUUGCCUGAUAGUCAUGAAGUGGAUCUUAUACGCUGCAACCAAUGAUGACUUUAGCAGGGGUUCUACUUGUGCGCCAUCGGUAUUGAUUACGUUCAUCAACAUGAUGCUUAUGUCAUCGAGUAGCGAUACGACCGAGGGUUGUUCAGAAUUCAUGUUCACCGGUCAAGGCACUGUCCAAUACGUCUGCGUCUUUGGUGCCUUAGCCUGCGUCCCUGUGAUGCUUUUUGGCAAACCAUUAUACAUCAUUACCACUAGAAAAAAGAACCAAAGUGCUUCCCCCGUUGUCAGUAACGGGAUUCCGUCACAGGAUAUUGAGCUCCAGCCAGGAGGCAUCGCGAGUCCGUCAAACACCGUUAGCGAGCAUGGCGGUGGUCAUAGUGUCGAGGAUGAGGCAUUUAGUGAAAUAAUGAUUCACCAAGGCAUCCACACGAUCGAGUAUGUCCUCUCGACAGUAUCACACACAGCCUCGUAUCUUCGAUUAUGGGCUUUGUCGCUGGCUCAUGCUCAGCUGUCCGAGGUGUUGUGGGAGAUGGUUUUACGCCAAGGACUGGGAGCUGAGGAAGGAGAGUAUGUCAAAUCCGUCAUACUAUUCUUUGCCUUUGGAGCAUGGGCGCUCUUUACACUGGCAAUUCUUGUCAUGAUGGAAGGUUUAUCUGCUUUCCUUCACACCCUUCGACUUCAUUGGGUGGAGUUCAUGAGCAAAUUUUACACAGGAGACGGAUACAUUUUCCAGCCGUUCUGCUUCAAGACAAUUUUUGAGGCCGAGGAUGCUGAAGACUAAAUAAAUUAUUAUAUGUAUACAUAUGUAACGUGCAAUGAGUAUGCUGUAAACAUAUUACAGAUAUUGCAACUCAUAUUUUCGUACAAGAAAGUUUGAAUCACACAUAGCCCAAUCGUAUUACACUGUAUAUGCUGGAACGAUUCGAAAAGCACAAGCAGUUAUCGAGAGAUAUUUUAUUUACAACAUAUACACCUUAUUUUUUAACGAUUUUUGAUCUCUCAUAAACCAUCAGUGCCUAUCGAGUUAACAGAAUAAUUAUUUCCAAGUGAGUCACUCUUGUAUACGUAGCUCUUCAACAGAACUGGAACAAAAUUAUACAAAUUGCUUUGAAGAAGUGUUUUAAAAAUUGAAGUGCUUGAUUGUAUUUUAUUCUAAACAACACACUGUAUGAUAUUGAGUCUUUAUUGAGACCUGUAAUUGGCUUUAGGGCCGUACGUCACCUGCGUGCGGCACUCAUUUCAGACGAUGAUUUCGUAGUUUCAUGAUUGUAGGGCGCACAUACAUGGCUCUUUUCAAAAAUUAACUCAAAGUUUACUGUAUAUUUCAUAAAGGAUAUAUGACAGAUGCACGGGCCAUGAAAAAUGCCAAUACUUUGGCUUUUCUCGUCACUCUGUAUCAGGAUGGGUAUUGGUAUUAUAUUUGUAGACAUUAACUGAAAUGAGAAUAGGGAACUGCAUGUUUUUUAAUUUAGUUUUAUUCGAAAGUAGAAUGAACAAUAAUGAAUUCCCUAAGACAGUAUUUUUUUACGAGCCAUAAUAAUUAUUUGUCCUCUCAAUUUUCUCGGCAAAUUUGAAUCGGCAGCCAUUUUGCUGGACCCCUCUAUCAGCGCUGCCAGGUGUCACGUUCGGGAACUAUGCUCGGCUGUAAACACUGUCUGCUUCGAGCAAGCCGGAAUCCUAACUUUAUUAUACACCAUGUAAAUGUAGUUUGCAUCGCACCAAGCCUUCCGUUUUAAUACAUUAAUUGGCACUCGGAUAAAUAUCUUUUCUGGAGUUGAACUUGUAUUUUUACACGAUGGUACAAAACAAUACAUGUACCAAUCUAAAUUUGGUCGCGGAGCUGAUGGAUCCAUAGUUGUCUUUUUAUUUUAACCAAACUAAUUGUUAUUUACAGAGAUAAAUACAAUUUUGACAACGCCGACCAUGCUUCAGAGCUUCAAAUAUUAAAUUGCAGGUUAGGAUUCCGGCUUGCUCGGAGCAGACGGUGUUUACAGCCGAACAUAGUGCCCGAACGUGUCACCUGGCGGCGCUGAUAGAGGGGUCGAGCAAAAUGGUUGCCGGUUCAGAUUUACCAAGAAAAAUUAGUGUAAAAGAAAAAAUUAUUGCAGCGUUAAUGUUGCUCGAAAAAAGAAACUGUCUUGGGAAAUUCAUUAUUUUUCAUCCUACUUUCGAGUUCAAUAGAGGAAUAUAGAGAUUUCAGAUGCAUGCAAGUUCCCUAUUGUGAUUCAAAACUGACGUACGGCCUUAAUAACCGCAUUUUUAAGCAAUACUUGAACUUGUGUAUCGAAUUUGUGAAUACUUCCACCGAAACUUAUACAAUUACCUCAGUUCAUUACUAUAUUUAACGAAAAAAUGCCUUACAGCCGGCACUCUAGGUUUCUCUUUGUCUCACUGACCUUUGAAUGGAAAUAAUUUUAUGCAGAAUUCAAUUACCAUUGUGAUUAUAAAUGCGCUACGCGGUUAUAGGAAAUUGAAAAACAAGAGAUGGGCAGAGAUAGGGAGAGAAAGAGAAACAGGUCUUCCAGCGCACAACUAUUGUUAUGUAUUCAUUCCAAAUGUAAUUAACAUUAAUAUCUAUUUAAUAUAUCAAAUGGUUACUGUACAUAUGGACGUUCGAUUAAGAGAGUAAGUACAAAGCAUUUUCAAUUCUCUAGCAAAUCUAUCCGGAAAAGAAUUUUGAUUCUAUUGAAAAGGUAACAAAUGAUUUUUAUUCUUCUACCAACUGCGUCGCUAUAAAUUGUCGACGGGUGAACCAAUCAAAAUUGUCGUGAUAUAUAUUUUAUUAGUACCGAAAUCGUGUAAUAUUGUAUUACAUCAUAUAUUAAAUCAUAUCAUAUUGUUGAAGUUA